This is a messenger RNA of Actinia tenebrosa (Australian red waratah sea anemone), 1843 nucleotides long. RefSeq names its product calsequestrin-1. Gene Ontology annotation, molecular function: calcium ion binding. NCBI's taxonomy places the organism in Eukaryota, Metazoa, Cnidaria, Anthozoa, Actiniaria, Actiniidae. Gene Ontology annotation, cellular component: sarcoplasmic reticulum lumen. Gene Ontology annotation, biological process: regulation of release of sequestered calcium ion into cytosol. The record is from RefSeq and is a predicted model, not a curated record.
UUAGCUAGCUUAGCAUACCAACCAAGGCUUGCUUGCUGGCUGACAUUCCUAACUCUCUUCUUAGCACGUUAUCUCCUCCAUAAUAACUCUGAUUGCAAAAAUGAGACGCCUUAAAGAUCUUCUAGUCGCAGUUCUUUUUGCUAGUCUAGUGAUACAGUGUGUUUUUAGCCAAGAAGUUGACGAUAUAGACUCUCAAGGAGAGCAGCUUCCAAGCUACCUUCGAGACGAUGGCAUCAAGCGCGUUGCCACUUUGAAGCAAAGUAAUUUUGAAAGAACACUAAAGCACACCAAAAUGCUUGUAGUCCUAUUUUACAUGGCUUCAAAGGAGCACCCUGAAUCUGAAAAAGCUUGGAAAUCAGAUGAACAAAUGUUGGAGGUUGUAGCUCGUGUGCUUCAGCCACAAGGAGUAACUGUUGGAGUUGUAAAUGUUGAAAAGGAUUAUGCACUUGCUCAAGCCCUUGGUGUCAAAUUUGCUGGUGCUAUAUUAAUAUUCCAUAGGGGGAAAAAAGUGGAUUACUUUGGGCACAGAUCUGCUGAUGUUUURAUAAGUUAUCUUCACAAGAUGUUUGAGCCUCCACUUACCGUCAUCGAGACGAAAAAACAGCGCAAAACCUUCGAAGACACAGACAGUAGCAAAGUAGUGGGAUAUUUCGAAAAAGGAAGUCCCCAAUACGAAGCAUUUGAAGAAGCGGCCAAGAAUUAUCAACCACAGGUUAUUGCAAAGAUACGCCUAGAAGAUAUACAUGAUGUUUGGUCGGCUAGAGUGGAGGGUUUUCUUAUAACCGCCUUUGUCAGGCCAAAAACCGAAGAUGGCGCCAAGUUUUUCUCUCUUGUCAAGAAACUGGCCAGAGAAGUGAAAGACAACGAAAAGCUUACGUUCGUUUGGGUUGAUCCAGACCCUUUCCCCAUGAUGAGAGAAUUCUGGCAGAAAUCUUACAAGAUUGACGUAAAUUCACCAGCCAUUGGRGUUGUCGACCCAAAAUUGAACCGAAGUUCCUGGUUCAAAAAGAAAGGCAAAGAACCUAAACUAAAGCACAUGUUACAGUGGAUCCAAGACGUCCUAAACAACAAAGUACAAUUCACCGCAGCAAACGACGAAAACACACAACAAGCACCACCACCACCACAACAACAACAACAAAAACAAACAAAUCAACACGAACAAAUACCACCUCCACACAAAUUCCAAGAAAAACCAGAAUUAUAACUUACCUAAAAGUGAAUUCGUAUAUYGAAGUUUUCCGUGCGAAUGAGGUCUGCUAAUAUUAACCUGCUUUAUUAGAAUCCUCCUAGAGUAACUAACUAUAAAAUCUCUCAAAUUCCAUUAUGUUAACCAGUUGUUGCGAUUCCCCAUUACUUUUCGCAAGUACAAGGAGUCUUUUUAUUGGUUUCUUUGUUUUUAUUUUUGGUGGAAGUUCUCAACUGGUUUUCACAGUAUUUCUAUUUAGUCUGCUCCACACAGYUUAUCAGAAUAUCAGCAGAACUCAUUAGCAUAUAAAACUGCGAAACGAUUUACGAAUUCACUAUAAACUCUAUUAGGCCUAGGGCAAACGUCGAACUUUCCAUGCACCGAACUCCAUUAAAAACAAUGGAUAUCCGCGUUUGCCCUAGGCCUCAAAUUUCUAGCCUAAGAAUCGCUAUUUCGAAAAGGGUUUUUAUACUGAAUUGUGAAUUUGAUUGACGUCCAACCAAGCAUUUGUCAGUCACGCGAGUAAUCUAGCAGACUUUGCCUGCACGCUCACUCAUUCUCACUCAUAGACCACAUGAAAAACGAGUGUAAGAUUGGGAACGAGCACCACGAUCAAUUAAUAAUUUCAAAAAUAUAUUUUCAUUACAAGAAAGA